GAUCGGUCCUCCGUAGAUUCUUGGUCUUCCAGGACAUUAAAAUGUUUAAAAGAAGGCAGCUGCAUUCUCCAACAGGAAAAGUCCAGUCGCCUCCAGUUAAACCAGGAGCUUUUUGUUGGACAGGAAACCAGUUUGGACCGACAGACUCCAGGUUUCAAACGAAUCGCAGGCGUCACAGAAAACCUCUCAGUUGGUCAAAAGGUGAAAAUGGUUGCGUCACUUCCUGUUUGACGGAGCAGAGCUCCUGACCUCCGCUGACCCCUGAGGUGAGCCGUCUGAUUGCCUCGUUAUGGGGUAAAUAUUGCCGCAGUGACGGCAGAGCCGCUCCUGCUGGGUAUAAACGCUGCGGACGGAGCCUCAGCGUCCAGCAGGCCGCCGCAGCUCCGCCGACCUCACAGCCUUCAGCCUCCACCGCAUCCGAGUCGGUCAGCACCAUGGUCAACGCCACCAUGCUGCUGCUCAGCGCCUCCUGCUGGCUGCUGGUGGCGCUGGGCAGCUGCGACGAGCGACUAGAGGAGCGAUCGCCCGAGUACGACGUCAUCAAGACCGAAGAGGAGAAGGAGCUGAUCGAGGCUCUGCAGGAAGUCCUGGAGAAGCUCAAGAACAAACAGCUGCCGUCGUCGGAGAAGAAGCUCGGCUGGCUUCCACCUUGCGUCGCCGGUGAGCAGUGUGCGGUGCGUAAAGGAGCGAGGAUCGGGAAGCUGUGUGGAUGUCCCAGAGGAACGUUGUGCAACUUCAGCAUCCUGCAGUGUGCAUAGAGCUCAGAGACACGCUGUACAAACCAAACAAUAAAGUUUUAAAAACUUUUCAUGCUUGUUUGUUUUUAAGCUAACACAGUUUUAAAGUUUCAACUUU
This is a messenger RNA of Poecilia latipinna (sailfin molly), 855 nucleotides long. Its product is annotated as cocaine- and amphetamine-regulated transcript protein-like. Lineage: Eukaryota; Metazoa; Chordata; Actinopteri; Cyprinodontiformes; Poeciliidae. The transcript is spliced from 3 exons. Bases 435 to 758 code for a protein of 107 amino acids. Gene Ontology annotation, biological process: cellular response to starvation; adult feeding behavior; G protein-coupled receptor signaling pathway. The record is from RefSeq and is a predicted model, not a curated record. Gene Ontology annotation, molecular function: neuropeptide hormone activity.